AUGGUGCGAGGCAUCGUCCUGCUUCCCCCCUUGUCGCUCACAUUCUCACUCUGGCCCAACCGCCAGGGCAAGACGCGGUUGUCCAAGUGGUACGUGCCGCCGCCCGAGGACCAGGAGAAGGCGCGACUGGAGGCCGAGAUCCACCGCCUCGUCGUGGCGCGCGACGCCAAGCACACCAACUUCAUCGAGUUCCGCAACUACAAACUCAUCUACCGCCGCUACGCCGGACUCUUCUUCAUCCUGGGCGUGGACCUCGCGGCCAACGAGCUGCUCGGGCUCGAGACCAUCCACUUGUUCGUCGAGCUGCUGGACCAGCAGUUCGCCAACGUCUGCGAGCUCGACAUCGUCUUCAACUUCAACAAGGUCUACUCUAUGCUGGACGAGUAUAUCCUCGGUGGCGAAGUGCAAGAGACCUCCAAGCGUGAGAUGCUCGACCGUAUCCGCGAACUGGAGAAACUCGAGUAA
This is a messenger RNA of Phytophthora sojae, 465 nucleotides long. Its product is annotated as clathrin adaptor complex-like protein. Gene Ontology annotation, cellular component: intracellular membrane-bounded organelle; AP-2 adaptor complex. The record is from RefSeq and is a predicted model, not a curated record. The transcript has 3 exons. Gene Ontology annotation, biological process: clathrin-dependent endocytosis; protein transport. Gene Ontology annotation, molecular function: clathrin-cargo adaptor activity. Bases 1 to 465 code for a protein of 154 amino acids. NCBI's taxonomy places the organism in Eukaryota, Oomycota, Peronosporomycetes, Peronosporales, Peronosporaceae.